This is a messenger RNA of Sus scrofa (pig), 3328 nucleotides long. It is a transcript of the gene NEK6, whose product is annotated as NIMA related kinase 6. Gene Ontology annotation, molecular function: ATP binding; protein serine/threonine kinase activity. Gene Ontology annotation, cellular component: cytosol. The record is from RefSeq and is a predicted model, not a curated record. Gene Ontology annotation, biological process: positive regulation of canonical NF-kappaB signal transduction; regulation of mitotic metaphase/anaphase transition; chromosome segregation. NCBI's taxonomy places the organism in Eukaryota, Metazoa, Chordata, Mammalia, Artiodactyla, Suidae.
UCCAGGGCAGUUCCGAUCCGCCCCAGGGCCCACAGCUGAGGGGUGGCCCAGGAUCACAGCCGGGGUGGGCCGACUGUGCCGCCUCUGAGCUCUUAGUCACUGUGACUUCUGCUCUCUCGGUGACGAGUCCUUUCAGAAAAGCCUGUUUGACCCCAUGCUCGGCACCAGCUGGACUUUAGAAAGUACAGAAAGAAAGGUGAAUUCUGUAAUAUGCUGGGCCAGAAUAGAAACCACAGGAACAAACAGCUACCCUGGGAGGAGACCAAUGGCGAGAUCAAGCCACUGUAGCCUGGUGCCUGGCAGUGCCAGCCCUCCGCCUUUUUUUUCUUUUGUCUUUUUAGGGCUGCACCCACGGCAUGUGGGGGUUCCCAGGCUAGGGGUCGAUCGGAGCUGUAGCUCACAGUGACGCCAGAUCCUCAAGUCACUGAACGAGGCUAGGGAUCGAACCUUCGUCCUCCUGAAUACUAGUCAGAUUCAUGUCUGCCGAGCCACCACGGGAACUUCUGCCCUUUUUUUUUUCAUUGUUGACUUUGUAGUCACUUAGGGAGUGGCUGCUGACUAUCCUGUGCCCCGGCCUUUGACUGUCCCUUCUCCCUGCCGUGCCCACGCCGGCCAGGCUGGGGACUCCACUUAGUCUCCAGCAGCCCUGAGAGGUGAGUAGAGGUGUCCCUGCCUCUCGGAUGAGGGGCUUCUGCCCAUCUCCCCACGCCUUCGGGAAGCAGUCUGCCUCUGCCGGCUCUUGCCUCCUCGCCCUCCCUGCUGCGCUGCUGAACCCGCUCCGCCUGACUGUGCUGCCAGCAGUCCUGCCCUUUUCAUCACUGCUUUGCAACCUGGCUGAUCGUCACAUCCCUGCCACCGGAGAGCAGGCCGGGCCCACGAGAAGGCACCUGUGCCCUCGUGAGGCUGGCAUGCAGGAUGGCAGGACAGCCCAGUCACAUGCCCCACGGAGGGAGCCCGAACAACCUCUGCCACACCCCGGGGCCCGCACACCCUCCUGACCCCCAGAGGCACCCGAAUGCCCUGUCUUUUCGCUGCUCGCUGGCCGACUUCCAGAUCGAGAAGAAGAUCGGCCGAGGCCAGUUCAGCGAGGUGUACAAGGCCACCUGCCUGCUGGACAGGAAGACAGUGGCUCUGAAGAAGGUGCAGAUAUUUGAGAUGAUGGAUGCCAAGGCCAGGCAGGACUGUGUCAAGGAGAUCGGCCUCCUGAAGCAACUGAAUCAUCCGAACAUCAUCAAGUAUUUGGACUCAUUCAUCGAGGACAACGAGCUGAACAUCGUGCUGGAGCUGGCGGACGCAGGCGACCUCUCACAGAUGAUCAAGUAUUUCAAGAAGCAGAAGCGGCUCAUUCCCGAGAGGACGGUGUGGAAGUACUUUGUGCAGCUGUGCAGCGCCGUGGAGCACAUGCACUCACGCCGGGUGAUGCACCGAGACAUCAAGCCUGCCAACGUGUUCAUCACGGCCACCGGCAUCGUGAAGCUCGGUGACCUUGGCCUGGGCCGCUUCUUCAGCUCCGAGACCACCGCAGCCCACUCCCUAGUGGGGACACCAUACUACAUGUCACCGGAGAGGAUCCAUGAGAACGGCUACAACUUCAAGUCUGACAUCUGGUCUCUGGGCUGUUUGCUGUAUGAGAUGGCAGCUCUUCAGAGCCCCUUCUACGGAGAUAAGAUGAAUCUCUUCUCCCUCUGCCAGAAGAUCGAGCAGUGCGACUACCCGCCUCUCCCUGGAGAGCAUUACUCUGAGAAGUUACGAGAACUGGUCAGUAUGUGCAUCUACCCCGACCCCAACCAGAGACCCGACAUCGGAUACGUGCACCAGGUUGCCAGACAGAUGCACGUGUGGACUUCGAGCACCUGAGCGCGGACACGGCGUCCUCCUCAGAAGCCACGCCACUCUGCCUUACCUGAGUCUUCUCGCCACAGUGGCCACCGGGUAGCCGAGACCAACCGAGACAAGAGGGUUCCGCAGGUUCCCCAGAGGGGGCGUGGGCUUCACCGCAGAUGCUGAAUGCAGGGCCGCUGGGGGGAGGGGCACUGGUCACGUGUUACUGGUGGUCACAUUCGAAAGUCCUUUCUUUCAACUGUCAUGGACACGCUCAGCUGGGGUUUGUCGACAAGGGUGGUGGGUGGUUCAGCGAGCCUCUGCCGCACCCCUUCUAUCUGGAUUGUAAUGUGAAUCUUUAGGAUAAUUCCCUCAGUGACUUGUCAAGGUCUGUACUAAGGAGAAUCGCAGGAGGCUGUGUGAUUUGUAGUGAGCCUUUGAAAAUGGUUAGUAGCAAGUUCGGUUUAGCUCUUAGAAUCUUUCCAAACAAUCAAGCUGUGUGCUUAAUUUACUCUGUUGUAAAGGGAGAAAGCGGAAAUAAUUUUUUAAAAGUAGAGUGGAGAUUUUCCUAAUGUUUUUAUCUACAUGUGUAACUUGAGGAAUGACAAUGAGGAGAACCCAGCAUCUGGCAUAGAGGCAAAUCAUGUUUGAAAGCCACGAGUGUUUUCUGCGCAGUCCGGCUCAGCCAUCCUCUCCCGAACACCUGCUAUGUACCAGGCACUAGUCACCUGCUUGAAGGCUGGCAGUUCAUUUCAUGAUCAGUGUUAAGUGUUUUCCUCCGUGAGAAGAAAGCAUAGGAUACAAAAAAAUAUAAAGACUCUGCCCUCAGGCUGUUCUCUGUACAAGCUCUGGUUCUGCAGCUUCCUAGCAUGGCCUUGGGCGAGUUUCUUAGCCUCUCUGAGCCUGUUUCCUCAUCUGUAAAAUGGGACUAGUGACAUCUACCUUCAGGGUUGCUGGCAGAAUUUGAAAUAAAAUGUGUAAGUUAUCUAGCCCAUUGUAGAUGAUCCAAAAGUGGUAGCCACUCACCCCUUCACAAAACUAAAGUGCAUGGACCAUGGAGUCAAGAGUUAAUGUACAACUGUAUUAUUUGCAGGAAACCGGAAAUGUGUUCACUUAUUUCUUGUUCCCAAAUAGGAUUAACUGUGAAGACUAAUUUAUAAAUGUGAACUUACUUAAGGAAAACGCAAGCUCUGAAGGUAAUAGCUUGAAUUUUGUUUUUAUACUCAAGUUAAUCCUCAGAUGUCCCAAGCUGUCGUCCACUGACGUGGUGACAGUUCAGCCCUGCAGACAGAGCACAAGCCCUUCCGCCCCACUGGUGUCCUGGUCAGGCACUCUGACCCGUCUCCCUGGGGAGAAAGGACUGGGGCUGGGCCACACGCUGUUUCCAUGUGUGAACUCCGUUCUACUGUAACACUGUCAGGUUUGAGAGAUUUUCUUCAGAUGCAACCUUUGCUUUGUACUUGUUCUCCAUGGUUGAAAUAAAAUGGGGUGAGAGGGGUUCCUUCUG